AUGAAGAGUUUCAAUUUCUUGAUUGCUAUACUAGUUGUUUUUGGAGUGUUAGGAGUCUGCAAUGGGGGUGCGCUGAGAAAGAAUUUCUACAAAAGUAGUUGUCCCCAAGCCGAGCAGAUUGUUCAAAACAUUACAUGGAAACAUGUUGCUAGCAAUUCAACAUUGCCUGCUAAGUUUCUGAGGAUGCAUUUCCAUGACUGUUUUGUUAGGGGAUGUGAUGCCUCUGUAUUGGUUAACUCCACAGCAAAUAACACAGCUGAGAAGGAUGCAAUUCCAAACCUAACACUGGCAGGCUUCGACGUUAUUGAUGAAAUAAAGACCCAACUUGAGAAUACUUGUCCUGGAGUAGUAUCCUGUGCAGAUAUUGUCGCUUUAGCUGCUAGAGACUCGGUUUCUUUUCAAUUCAAUAAAUCUAUGUGGCAAGUGCUAACUGGUAGAAGAGAUGGAAGUAUUUCACUCGCUUCAGAAGCUCUGGCCAACCUACCAUCUCCAUUUUCCAACUUCACCACUCUCAAACAAGAUUUCGCCAACAAAAAACUCACUGUUCAAGAUCUCGUGGUCAGGAGUAAUGGAGAUUCUCCAAAAACUACGUGGCCAAUGGAUGACCGCCGCCAACGAGCCAUGUCCGCCAAGCUAACUGGUGCACACACUAUUGGUGUUGGACAUUGCAACUUAUUCAGCAACAGGCUAUACAAUUUCACUGGAAAAGGCGACGUCGAUCCUUCCCUGAACUCUACCUAUGCGGCUACCUUGAGAACGAAAUGCCAGAGCCUCUCGGACAAGACGACCACGGGAUGUGAUGCCUCUGUAUUGGUUAACUCCACAGCAAAUAACACAGCUGAGAAGGAUGCAAUUCCAAACCUAACACUGGCAGGCUUCGACGUUAUUGAUGAAAUAAAGACCCAACUUGAGAAUACUUGUCCUGGAGUAGUAUCCUGUGCAGAUAUUGUCGCUUUAGCUGCUAGAGACUCGGUUUCUUUUCAAUUCAAUAAAUCUAUGUGGCAAGUGCUAACUGGUAGAAGAGAUGGAAGUAUUUCACUCGCUUCAGAAGCUCUGGCCAACCUACCAUCUCCAUUUUCCAACUUCACCACUCUCAAACAAGAUUUCGCCAACAAAAAACUCACUGUUCAAGAUCUCGUGGUCAGGAGUAAUGGAGAUUCUCCAAAAACUACGUGGCCAAUGGAUGACCGCCGCCAACGAGCCAUGUCCGCCAAGCUAACUGGUGCACACACUAUUGGUGUUGGACAUUGCAACUUAUUCAGCAACAGGCUAUACAAUUUCACUGGAAAAGGCGACGUCGAUCCUUCCCUGAACUCUACCUAUGCGGCUACCUUGAGAACGAAAUGCCAGAGCCUCUCGGACAAGACGACCACGGUAGAUAUGGACCCCGGGAGCGCUCUAAUAUUCGACAACCAUUACUUCUCUAACUUGAAGAUUCACCAAGGCCUUUUCCAAUCUGAUGCUGCACUGUUGACUAACAAAGGUGCCACAAAUGUUGUUAAUGAAAUGUUAAGAUCUGGGCAAUUCUUCACUGAGUUUAGCCAAUCUAUUCAGAGAAUGGGUGCAAUUGGAGUGCUCACAGGAACUGCAGGAAAGAUAAGGAAGAUAUGUAGUGUGGUUUAA
This is a messenger RNA of Ilex paraguariensis (yerba mate), 1623 nucleotides long. The record is from the annotation of a GenBank genome assembly. Lineage: Eukaryota; Viridiplantae; Streptophyta; Magnoliopsida; Aquifoliales; Aquifoliaceae.